UCUCCUCUGCAGACUCACCCAGCCAGCAGCAUCAUGAAGGUGUUCGUUGCCCUGUUCGCUACCCUGGCAUGCGCCAGCGCCGGCCUGGUCGUGCCGGCCACCACCGUCCUGCGGGCGCCCGCCCACGACUCGGCCGUCAUCCAGAGCCACAGGUUCGGCGGCAACUUCGCCUACCGCACCGACGAGGCGCACGCCUACGCCGCCGUCAGCCCCGUGGUCUCCACCGUGCGGAAGGCGGUCGGCGUCUCCUACAGCCACGGAGCCCCCGUCGUCAAGUCCACCACCGUCGAGCACCCCGUCACCUAUGCUGCCGCCCCCGCCGUCACCUACGCUGCCGCCCCCGCCGUCACCUAUGCCGGCGUUCCUCAUGCGUACGGCUACGCUGCUCCUCACGCGUACGGCUACGCCGCCCCCUACGGCUACGGCUACGCCGGCCUGGGUCUGCCCCUGACCUUCGAGAAGGUCGAGGAGGCCAAGGCUGAGCCUGCCGUCGAGGCUGCGGAAUAAGCUGUGUCAGAUGUCGCCCCUUCUUUCCCUCGCUUUCGUGUGGCAGUCUGCUGGUUAAAGCUGAACAGGUUUCAUCCAGCAGAGGCUAUCACGAGGGUAACAAACUCGUCUGAUGUUUGCUGGAAACCACAAAACUUCAGGUGUGAUCUGCAGAGGUAUUCAAACUGUACUGUGAUGUGCAUUUCAUCAGUGUACGCAUAUCAUAAAUAUAUUUCAUCUAUGUAUCAUCAGUA
Amphibalanus amphitrite is the source of this 740-nucleotide messenger RNA. RefSeq names its product cuticle protein 16.5-like. NCBI's taxonomy places the organism in Eukaryota, Metazoa, Arthropoda, Thecostraca, Balanomorpha, Balanidae. The transcript has 2 exons. The coding region runs from base 34 to 507 and encodes 157 amino acids. The record is from RefSeq and is a predicted model, not a curated record.